AUGUCUGGUACACGCCUCGCGCUCUACUGGACAGGCUCGCCGCUCUUCGCGCUGCUGGCGGUGGCGCCUCCUGGCUCACUGCUGCUCUCCCUGGAUCUCCUUCCAUUCUGCUCGCCCGCCUUCUUCCUCGCGAUCGGUGGUUGGGCAACCGCCGCGAUUCUCUGCCUGGCAAGCACACUCGGCUUGUGCAUGGCGACUUCUUCGCGGCGUGUGCCUUCGCGGCGCGUGGCUCGCUUAGGACUUCGCCUCGGGGCCUCCCAGCAGAACUCUUCGUCCUCCGACGAGCAGCUGCUAGGGGGUCGGCUUGUGGCCGGGUCCUCUCAAGUGGUGCGGCCGACCGAGCUCAGCUGGCUGCUCGACACGUCGGCGGAGGGCGAGAGGCUGCUCUGCGUCGAGCUGCCGGUUCGUGCGCCGCCGCCGGAGCAGGAAUGGGGCCCGAGUGGAAGACUGCGGCGGCGCGGGCGGAGGCCUCCGUCCCGGCCGCCACCGACGGCCAUCUUUCGAUCGCUCCGCGUGGCUGGCGAGGACGUUGGCGAGCCGCUCCUAGUCGUGGGCAACCAGAGCAGCAUCUCGAGCCAGUCGCUCGCACUCAAGCGCCUCGAAAGAGUCGACGCAGCAGGCCCGGGCUCUUCUCUUUUUGUGCGAAUUUGGUUCUUCUUUCUUAGGCGCCUCAAGCUUGUCAGCCUGGCGCGGCUGGAGGAGGCGUUCGCGGCAAGGCCCGCCGGCCUCGUCCUCUCGCAGCUCUUCUCGACGGACGAGUUCCUCUUCGAGGCGGACAGCGAGACGGCCGACUUUGCGCUGGCGCGGGCCGACGACGGCACGACGAUCGACGAGCGCAUCCUCAGGGCUGUACUGCUCAAGGCGAGGGAGGCGGGUGUGGCGGCGCUCUGGAUGGACGCGUGGUGCUUCCGCUUCGCCGGCGAGUACGUCCACGAGGACUUUUGCGCGCUCCUCUCGCACGUCGUGCGGGCGGUCCGCGCCGUGAUUUGGGUCCCCCUUAGCCGGGUGAACACGGCGCCUUCGUUUCAGUUCCGAAUGUGGUGCACCUUCGAGGCGGCCGUCGUGGAGCACCGUCAGCUACCCGUCUUCAUUGCGGGCGAGCUGACGGCCUCGCAGCGGCGCCUGGCCCGCCUCGGCCCUCGCACCUUUGCGCUCCCCUGCCUCGAGCCGCGCGCGACGCUCGCGGAGCUGCGCAUCCUCUCGACCUUCAACGUGUGCUUCCUCUUCAUGGCGAUCGCGUGUCCGCUCGCCCUGCUGCCGCUCUUCUUCAUGUCCCGCUCGGCUGCGCUGGCCGAGCUGGUGCCCGCCCUCGGUCGCCAGUUCGCCCUAGCGCGCAACGGGCAGCGGGCGCUCGGCAGCACAGACGCUGAGGCGACGCGGCGCGCGGGCAACGUGCUCGAGCUGCUGCGAGAUCUGCCGUGGAUCCCCGCCUACGACCGCCGCGACGCUCUCGUCAUCGCCGAGGUGCUCAUGGUCCUGUACGAGGUGCCGCCGCGCAAGCUCGCGGCGGCACAGAAGAUACAGGCCUUCUGGCGCGGCUACCGUGAGAGGGCGGCGCGAACGGCGCGGCUGCAGAGUGAGGACAGCCUGCAGGGUAAGGACAGCAUGCACAGGAGUCGGGUCAGCCAGGCGGGAGGCCGCUCGCUGGAGAGGGUCGGGAGCGGGGCCAGUGAGCGCAGCCUGCAGAGCAGUCUGGCCAGCCAGAGCCACAGCAGGGGACAGAGCCGCAGCCAGCGCAGACAGCGUGCGGCUUGGUCGCCGCUCUGGCCUGAGUCCCUCGCGUGGGACCGCGUCUCGUCCGACGAGUUUCUGCGCGCGCUGGCGCUCUCCCUCUUCGUCUCUGCGCGGCAGGCGCGCUCGGACGGCGAUUGGCCCUUUUCCAAGGGCGGAGAGGGGGUGCUGCUCGAGGAGUGGCUCAAUCAGACCGGACACCGUAUGCCGCCGCCCGCCACUGCCAGCUGCGCCGCCUCCGUGUCCCUGGCGGAGCUCGAUCGCUUCGGCUGGCGGGUGCGCUCUGGCGACUCGCACCUACUGAGCACCCCGCUGGGCAAGCUGCAGGUUCCAGCGAGCCGCGCGUCGGCGAGCGUCAGCUUCGCCGACGCGUCGCCGGUGCCCGAGCUCAGCGCGCUCGCCCAGACGGCGCCGCUCCUCUUCUUCGCCGCGGUCUUCUCCCUCUACUUUGUCGACCUCUCCACAGAGCUCAUCAUCAACGCCGUCGGGUCGCGGGCGCAUGGCUGGAGCCGCGCGCUCCUCGCAGCUCUGGACGGCCUCCUCGUCGUCGUGGCCGCCUGCACCAUCUGGCUGCCGGCCGCGCUCUGCACGUGGCGACUACGCGCCGUGCCACAUGAGUCGCUCGCUGCGGUCUUCUCCCCUCGCCAGCGCGAGUCCGCCAUCGCCCUUCUCAUCCCGGCCGUUCUCAUCCCGGCCGUCCCGUCCAGCUUCGUGGCCAUCCUCCUCGUCGUGAUUGCUUGGGCGGAACGGCAGCCGCUCUCCUCGGAUCACCUCACGGUAGACACGUGCCUCCCCGGCGGACUCCGGCCCGCGCUCCUCGGCGGCGUCCUCGCGCUGCUCGUCGCGAUAAACGCCGUGGCGGCGGUCUCUGCCUUCUCGCUCGCCUACCACCGCUGGGCACGCCACCUCCGUGAAGGCCGCCCCGAUGCGCCAGAGUUGGCGUUCCUGACAUUCCCACGCACUGGCCGGGGUGGUUCUGUGAGUGCUGUGUGACAUAUAGCCAUAUACACAGUUCAGAGCGGGGCGCCACCAUGAUCAUUGUGUAUAGAGUAGAGUGAUACAGGGGUACACGACACGAGACCGGGAGACGGCGUUCCUAACCUGUUCCUAACGUGCCUCUCAGAUUGGACAGACCCAGUGAGAUCGAGAUCGGGCACAGCUUAUUGUCUAAUAGUCAGUUUAGUC
Emiliania huxleyi CCMP1516 is the source of this 2916-nucleotide messenger RNA. RefSeq lists its product as hypothetical. The transcript is spliced from 7 exons. Gene Ontology annotation, molecular function: protein binding. Bases 1 to 2724 code for a protein of 907 amino acids. Lineage: Eukaryota; Haptophyta; Isochrysidales; Noelaerhabdaceae. The record is from RefSeq and is a predicted model, not a curated record.